AUUAGCAAACAAAAGCAGAGAGAGAUGAGAGAAUAAAGAAACAUAACUAAUAAGUCAAAUAAAGUUGAAUCUCUCUGUCUCUUUUUGGUCAUCUUGGUCCCCAUACAUAGUGCCAAAUCGCAAUCUGUGAGUCGUGACUCCUGUGGAUUCCUAGGGUUUGUGGGAUUGAGAGAAGGGGAAAUAAGGGAUUUGAGAUGCAUAAUAGCUCCAGCUCCGGUGGUGACCUUGAAAAGCAGGAGCAGCAGGAACAGGACAAGGCUCCCCAGAAGCAGAGCGAGUCGAUAAGCGAGUCUGUCAAUGAAACGAAGAGUCUCACCAUCGUUGUCUGCAAUGGAGAUUCAAGUCGGGCAGAACUGGAUCAGAUCCAGAAAAAGGUUAGCUUGUCUAGGAAUAGCAGCUCUCACGAGCAGUGCAGGGUUUGCCAACAAGAGAAAGAAGAGGCUUUGAUUGAGCUAGGGUGCCAUUGUCGUGGUGGCCUUGCUAAAGCUCAUAGGUCUUGUAUAGAUGCUUGGUUUCGCACUAAAGGCUCUAAUCAGUGUGAGAUCUGUCAAGUUGUGGCUGCCAACGUCACACCUCCAGAGACACGACCGACUACAAAUUACUGGGUUUGGAGGAUUGAUCCUAGCUAUAGACAACAAGAGCGUGAGAGAGGAUGUUUUAGCCCGCUUUGGGUAGCAUUCUCAAUUCUCAUUGGUGGUUUAAUGCUUGAUGUGUUAAUAUCUAUUACGCUCGGGGUCUCUGCCCUCCCCGUUAACAUCAUUAUUGGAGUCAUAGUGGUGCUUGGGCUAGGAACUGCGCUAAGGCUGACUUUGGAGUUCUGUUAUGAGUGGAGCUUGAGAAGAGCGGUUCACAGGGCGGUCCAGAGGGCGGAAGCAAACAACUUUAAUAAUAAUAUUGCGUAUCCACCUGCUUUGUAGGAUGCAAGUUAAAAAUCGUGUGUAUGUGUAAGUUGUAUGAGACGUGUAGAAUUACACAAUGCUGAAUUUGUUGGGAAAAAGAAAAACAGAAGGAGCCAAAGAUUACAUGUUUUAAAGUCUUUUUUAAUGCAUAGUUAAAAGAAAGGUCUGAAGUUAAGGCUUCCAAACA
Molecule: messenger RNA, 1086 nt
Organism: Capsella rubella
Lineage: Eukaryota; Viridiplantae; Streptophyta; Magnoliopsida; Brassicales; Brassicaceae
Product: E3 ubiquitin-protein ligase MARCH3
Exons: 1
Coding region: 195-917 (240 amino acids)
Molecular function (GO): zinc ion binding
Source: RefSeq, a predicted model, not a curated record